Messenger RNA from Panicum hallii, 3828 nucleotides. Its product is annotated as myosin-7-like. The transcript has 8 exons. The coding region runs from base 490 to 3438 and encodes 982 amino acids. The record is from RefSeq and is a predicted model, not a curated record. NCBI's taxonomy places the organism in Eukaryota, Viridiplantae, Streptophyta, Magnoliopsida, Poales, Poaceae.
CUAUCCCCUAAAACCCCAAAUCAGAGAGAGAAUCAGAGAAGGGAGAGGAAAAGCAGAGCUGUAGAGAGAGAGAGAGAGAGAGAGUCCAGUUGAGCUCUGUCUCGCCUCCUCUCUCACUAGAUCCAGUGUCCACUGCCUUGGCCCUCGGCCUCGCUGCUGCUGCGUGCGUGCCUUUGCCCAAAGGCGCCUGCCUUCGCUCGCAGCUGCACAGUGGCCACACUCCCCCCACGCUCUAUGCUCCCUCUGCCACCAUGUGGCGGUGGUGGUGGUCUUCGCGCUCCAACUAACCACCAGCACCCCACACCGCCGCAUCGCACCGCGAUGCCAUGCUCGGUGGCUUCUUCCGCGCGCGGCAUUGCAAUGCCGCCACCGACGGAGGCGUGACGGAGUAGCCAGCUAGCUUAGCCCGGCGGGCGAGGCCAAAGCGCGCGGAAGCCGGUUUCGCGGCAGUUUGUUCCGGUCGCUCGGAGCGAGCGCGGCGGCGCCGACAUGUUUAGGUCGCGGUGGCGCGGCGGCGGCGGCAAGGCCAAGGCCGUGUUCAAGCUGCAGUUCCACGCCACGCAGGUGCCGGAGCUGGGGUGGGAGGCGAUGAUGGUGGUGGUGACGCCGCAGGACGCAGGGCGGCCGACGGCGCGGUCGGAGCCCGCGGAGGUCACCGGCGGCGCGUGCCGGUGGGCGGCCCCCAUCUUGGAGGCUACCAAGCUCCCCGCCGGCAAGGACAAGAUCUACCAGUUCCUCGUCUACGAGACCGGAUCGAGCAAGGCGGCGCUGCUGGGGGAGGCGACGGUGAACCUGGCGGAGUACGCCGACGCGUUGAAGCCGUCGGCGGUGACGCUCCCGCUUAAGGGCAGCCCCGGCGCGCUGCUGCACGUGACCAUACAGCGGGUGGUGGGUGGCGCCGGUGGGUGUGGAGACGACGCGAGCAGUGAGAACGGCGACGCUUCGCCACCGGUGGUGAAGACUCCACAGAGAAGGACUACGCUGCAGAGCCAGCUGAGCCGGUUUGAGGACGAGGACAGAGAGAAGGCGAGAGCAGCCGCGGAUGCGAUGAGUCCUGUGCAAGAUGGAUUGUUGAUAAGGAAACCUCCAGGGAUGAGGUUUCCAUCAAGAAGAAACACGGCUAUGUCUGUUGACCCAGUUGGCCAUCUCCACAAUGGCAGCAGCUUCGAUGCUGUCUCGGUGUCUGGUUCAGAUGGAAGUUCUGGGAGGUAUACACCCAAAACCAGUACAAGCAUGCACAACACAUUUCUUCAGGAUAGUGGCAAUGUCAUCUCUCCAUUUGCCAACAACGGCACUCUGAGGAACCCACUGACCAGUUCUGGUGACUGGUCAGGAAGCUCAGCCCCUGAUGCUAGCACAGAUGGGUCAACGAGCAAUUCUGGUGAGGCAGGGUUAAGAGGGGAAGAGGAUGAUGUGGAGAAACUAAGAAGUGAGAUAGCCACUUUAACAAGGAAAUUGGAUGUCUCAGAUAUGGAGUUGCAGACACUCAGAAAGCAAAUUGUGAAGGAGAGUCGGCGUGGGCAAGAUCUCUCCAAGGAGAUGAGUAGCCUGAGGGAGGAGAGGGAUGCACUCAGAAGAGAAUGUGAAGGACUCAGGGGGGCAAAGAAGAUGAUCCAUGAUUCGAAUGGCUCAGGUAAACGGCUCUCAGACGGGGAAGACCCAUGGUCACAGAUUGAAGAGCUGAAGCAAGAGCUGAGUCAUGAGAAGAAUCUAAAUGCAGAUCUUCGUGUACAACUGCAAAAGAUGCAGGAAUCCAACUCCGAGCUGCUUCUGGCUGUGAAAGAUCUUGAUGAACUGGUGGAGCAAAAGAACAGAGAGAUUUCCAUUUUGCGAGAGGAUACACAUGAGGAUCCACAGGAGGUAGAAUAUGAGCAUGCUCUGUCAAUUGUGCACAAUUCUGGACACAAAAUGGCCUUAUCUGAAACAAGUUCAGAACAAGAGAAGGAAGAUGAGCUUAUGCUGGAUGCACUUGCAAAGAAGCGUGAUGACAUUUCUACCUCUGAGCUUGAAAAGAAAAUUAUGGAGUUGAGCAAUGAAAUUGAGUUGUACAAGAAAGAUCGUGAGGAUCUCGAGAUGCAAAUGGAGCAACUUGCACUGGAUUAUGAGAUUCUGAAGCAAGAGAACCAUGACAUAUCCUCGAGGCUGGAGCAAACACAACUGAGGGAGCAAUUAAGGAUGCAAUACGAGUGUUCAGCUCAUUUGUCUAUAAUAAGUGAUCUUGAAGCCAACGUUGAGAGCUUGGAUAAUGAACUCCAAACACAGGCUAAAAAGUUUGAGGCUGACAUAGCAGAAAUAAUGAGUGCAAAGGUGGAACAAGAGCAACGGGCCAUUAAGGCUGAGGAGUCUCUAAGGAAGAUAAGAUGGAACAAUGCAACUACUGCAGAACGACUACAGGAGGAAUUCAAGGUGUUGUCUUCGCAGGUAUCUUCAGCUUUCAGUGCAAAUGAACGGCAUCUUGUGCAAGCAAGAAAAGAGGUUGCAGAGCUGCAGUUACAGAAGAGCCAGUUAGAAGAGUUACUUCAAAAGGCCCAAGGAGAUCUUGGAUCAUUUCAGGAUCAGCACCGGGUUAAGGUUCAACAGUUAAUAACACUGGUGGAUUUCAAGUCAAAGGAGAUUGACAGGCUACUGAUGGAGCUCAAAAGCAAGAGCGACGAGUUCCAGAACCAAAAAAGAUGUGAUGAGGCAAAGUUGAGUGCUCUGUCAGAAGAAGUCGACCUACUUAAUGCCAAGAUCGACAAGCUAUCCAGUGAGAGAGAUGAACUCUUUGAAAAGAAUGAGCAGAAAGAUAAGGAAUUAGCUGGAAUUAGUGAAAAGGAUGUGCAACUGCAAGUAAAAGCUGCUGAGAUUAAUUCGCUAAAUGAAGAGCUUGCAAAGCUGAAGGACCAAGUGAAGAUGCAUUUGGAGGAACUGCACAAUUUAAAAUGCUUGAAGAAUGAGAAGGAAGAAACAAUUGGAAAGCUGCAAAUAGAUAUCGGGUCAUUGAAGCUCCAGUGUGAGAACUUGAAAACUUUGCUGUCCAAGAAAGAGUCUGAGAAAGACAACCUUGCUUCUCAGGUGCUGAAGCUAAGAAGAUCCCUUGAAACCAGGGAAGGUGCAAAGACAAACGGCGUAAAUGCAGAUGUGAAGGACAAUCAACACCCUAAUCAUAAGCGCAUCAAGCACAAUACCGGCUCCACUGGGAGCACUACUGCGCUGCCAGGCGCCAACAGACAGAGCGCAGAAGGUGACUGCAACGGCAACGGGCAAGACAUGAGGAACACCGCGGAGCAGUCAUCAAAAGAGUUGGCCUCUCUGAAAGAGAGGAACAAAGCCAUGGAGGAGGAGCUGAAGGACCUGCACGAGCGCUACUCCGAGAUCAGCCUGCGGUUCGCGGAGGUGGAGGGCGAGCGGCAGCAGCUCGUGAUGACGGUGCGGUCGCUGAAGAACUCCCUGCGGUGACAGCUGGCUCCACCGCUCCACCGAGCUCACUCACAUUGUAGCUACAAAGAUUUAGACGGUACCCCGAGGACGUUGUACAGGCGGGCGACUGGAAGACGGAGAGUCCAGAGCUUCGCGGAGGUCAUGCCGGCAGGCACACCCCGGGUAGCAGGGGGUGCCCGUGGUGUGGUCGGUCAGAGUCACAGUACACAGCAUGUAGAUCUCGUCACAAUAAUAUUCUUUUUUCUUGUUUUCUUCGUCUCCCAUUGGUGUGCGUGCAGUAAUAUAAGUUGCAAUAGUUGUGUUACCUUCUCUAGAGUGUGUUGUGCUGUAUAAUUCUCACGGUGUCUGAUGAAUGUUGUGAAGAAAAGGAAAAUGAGAAGAAAAGAGUGGUGUGACAGUUUGAUCUCA